AUGGCUGUCAUGGGAUCCUCCACUACCCGCUGCCCCGUCGCCUACGGCCGCUCUGGCUACAACAAGGACGGCGACGAUGAGGAGAAAGACAAGAACCUCAUCAACUUUGGUCGUUCCGGCUACAACAAGGACGGUGAUGACGACGAGGAGAACAAGUUCCGCAACUUUGGCCGCUCUGGCUACAACAAGGGCGAUGAUGGCGAUGAUGAGGAACAGAAGUAA
Messenger RNA from Neurospora tetrasperma FGSC 2508, 222 nucleotides. RefSeq lists its product as uncharacterized. The record is from RefSeq and is a predicted model, not a curated record. The transcript has 2 exons. The coding region runs from base 1 to 222 and encodes 73 amino acids. NCBI's taxonomy places the organism in Eukaryota, Fungi, Ascomycota, Sordariomycetes, Sordariales, Sordariaceae.